UUUUACGUUUUUUGUUUUAAACUACCUUUUCAUCCUUAGUCCAAUUUAACGAAACUUUGAGAUCCGCCUUAGGCCGGCGAGAAGUAAAGCAUGCGAUCUGUGUGCUUUGGAAGGGUAAGCUGGCAUCGAUCUGCUCCUUUCUUGUACCCCUCCCUCUAGUUGAGUUCUUAUACCGCCGUUCGGUCUUUCUGGCCCAUCCACGACAGUGAGCAUUUUAUCUGCUCCGGAUUUGAGAUUUGAACAAAGAGUUUCUGAUCGAGAUCUGGAGUAUGUGGGGACAAUUGUAGAGGUCGGUGCUAUUUUCUCGGUACCUAUGCAUAUGUUUUAGGUAGUUUUGGUGCGGGGUUGGGGUUCUGGAAAUCUUCUACUUUGCUGUAACGUGUUGACUUUGGAGUCAUGGAGCUCUUAUCUGAUAUUCUACACCAAUGAUAUUGAUUUUAGAUGCUCUUUAGAUGAAGUUUUAAAUCCUAUUUGAGCAUAGAAUUCAGUUGGAUUGGAUAAGCUCCAAAUUCUAGAUGUCGUGCCGUUCCAUCAUUCGAGAUGUGAGAGAUGGUUUUGGGAGUGUAAGAGAUGGUUUUGGGAGUUUGUCAAGACGUGGCUUUGAAUUGAGGCUUCCAGGCCAUCACAAAGGAAAAUCUCAGAGCUCUGUCCAUGAGCUGCAUGAACCACCUGCGGGAAUUUUGCAGAGUCGCUGGGCCAACCUUCCUCCAGAACUUCUUUGUGAUGUGAUUAAGAGGCUAGAGGCAAGUGAAAGCACAUGGCCUUCACGUAAGCAUGUUGUUGCAUGUGCUGCUGUCUGCAGACCUUGGAGGGAGUUGUGCAAAGAAAUUGUCAGGAGUCCAGAGCUCUCAGGGAAGCUCACCUUCCCUGUUUCAUUGAAGCAGCCUGGCCAUCGAGAUGGAAUGAUCCAAUGCUUCAUUAAGAGGGACAAAUCAAAAUCAACCUAUCAUUUGUACCUCUGUCUUAGCCCUGCCGUGCUUGUCGAGAAUGGGAAAUUCCUCCUAUCAGCAAAAAGGAGUCGACGCACAACCUAUACUGAAUAUGUAAUUUCAAUGGAUCCUGAAAACAUCUCAAGGUCAAGCAACACCUACAUUGGCAAACUGAGAUCAAACUUUCUGGGUACAAAGUUUAUCAUAUGUGAUACACAGCCGCCUUAUAAUGUUGCCUCUCUCUGCCCGCCUGGGACAAGCCGCAGAUUUUACUCCAAGAAAGUCUCACCUAAAGUUCCAACCGGCAGCUAUAGCAUAGCCCAGGUGUCAUACGAACUGAAUGUACUCGGCACUCGGGGCCCUCGCCGCAUGCAUUGUGUCAUGCACUCAAUCCCGGCUUCCGCCCUUGAUAUUGGUGGUAUUGUCCCUGGCCAACCGGAACACAUCGUUCCUCGCUACCUUGAGGAUUCUUUUCGAAGCAUGUCAUUUUCGCAGUCUUCUCUCAUGGACCGCUCCAUGGACUUCAGCAGCACUCGCUUCUCUGACAUCAGUGGUGCUAUCCUGGCUGAUAAUAUUGAGGAGGCCAAAGAACCGCCUUUAGUGCUUCGCAACAAGGCCCCGAGAUGGCAUGAACAAUUGCAGUGCUGGUGCCUCAACUUUCGUGGCCGUGUCACUGUUGCCUCUGUGAAGAACUUCCAGCUCAUUGCUGCCAAUCAGCCUGCCGCGGGAGCUCCAACGCCAUCUCAACCAGCUCAAUCAGAUCAUGAUAAGAUAAUUUUGCAGUUCGGUAAGGUUGCGAAGGAUAUGUUCACAAUGGACUAUCGGUACCCACUUUCUGCCUUUCAGGCCUUUGCUAUUUGUCUGAGCAGUUUUGACACGAAGCUGGCUUGUGAAUAGUAAGUCUUCAUACGCAAGAAGAAAUGAUACACGUCUAGUUUUUUGUUGCUUGUGCCUGAUUCUCGGCUUAAGUUAGUGAGUUGUUGUAAACUAACUGUGCAUUUAGACAUUCACCUCUUUGCAUUUGUUUUCUAUGAAAGUUUUUUUUUUUUUUUUUAAUUAAAACGCUCUUUUUUGUUAAUGUUUGCUGCUUUUGUGCAUGGUGUCUCAGGUGUGAGUACUCUCAAAAAGGAUCUUAAAUGAAAAUAUAUUACUGGCAGUUGAAAAUUUCUGUAGCAUUGUCAUCCCCCUUUAAUUUCGUGCAAAAACUG
Messenger RNA from Phalaenopsis equestris, 2137 nucleotides. RefSeq names its product tubby-like F-box protein 8. Lineage: Eukaryota; Viridiplantae; Streptophyta; Magnoliopsida; Asparagales; Orchidaceae. The record is from RefSeq and is a predicted model, not a curated record. The transcript is spliced from 6 exons. Bases 516 to 1826 code for a protein of 436 amino acids. Gene Ontology annotation, molecular function: protein binding.